AUGAGUUUUAUACAGCAACAUGAAACAUACCAAUCAAUGAGUUUCUACGAAUCAAUCAACUCAGAACAAAACAAUUCCAUGGGUUAUCAAUUGCCGUACAGUACAUUACAAGUCAUCCAUUUAAAGGACAGUAGGAUUUACGCUUUGAUUUGUGUUUAUCAAAUGAUAUACAUACCUUGUAUCGUAUUAGGUUACGUUGGAUUCGAUUGCAUGUUCGUCAAUUUGUCCGUUCAAGUAAUUGCACAGUUCUCCAUAUUGUCUUAUAAGGUGAAGACAUUAUUAAAUGAUUCUAAAAAUUAUCAUGAGGGUAUGAAGAGACUUGUACUACGACAUUAUCGAUUAAUAAGAUGGGCGGAAAUAUUGGAAGAUAAUUUUAAUUUCCCGAUUAUGCAGCAACUGUUGGGUACCACCAUUCAUAUCUGCAUUUCCGGUUACUACGUACUGAUGGGUCCAGAAACGAAGGAUAUUUUAACAUCGAUAUUAUUCGUUCUUUAUAUGUUUUCCGUGACAAGUACACUUUUUAUUUAUUGCUUCAUCGGCGAAUGUUUCAUUCAGGAAAGUACCAAUUUUGGUAACGCCAUUUAUAAUUACGAAUGGUACAACUUGCCGGCAAUCGACGCGAAAUUUUUUCUCAUUUGUAUGAUAAGAACGAAAAAGCCACAAUUCUUAACAUCCGGCAAAUUUGCCAUCUUGUCCUUGACCGUCUUCACGGACGAACAAGGAAUUGCCAAUGUCAGAAGAUCAUUUAUUUGGAACUCAAGGUUAUUAAAAUGCAUGGGAAUUUGGCCAUUGCAGAAUUACGUUCCGGUAUUUCUCUUCUUCUUCACAUAUCUUUCUCUUCAUUGUUCGCUAACACUCGCAGAAUUGUUAUGGGCUCCAAAAACUAUGGACAAUGUCGUAGCAAACAUAGCAGAAAAUAUUAUCCUAACAAUGACACUUACGAAAAUAACAAUCGCCAGAAUGAACAGAGAAGCAUUGCGUGAAUUAUUCAUAGAACUCGAGGAAUAUUCACUGACUGAAAAAUAUGAAACUAAAGAGGAAAAACUGACAUUUGUGAAUUAUACUAAAUUACCUCCAUAUUUUAUUAUAAUAAUUGCAUGUUCAAUGACAUUGGCCGAAUCAAUGUAUUAUUUGAAUCGAGUUAUUGAAGGAAUUCAAUUCGAUAUAGUCUCGCACACGAAGACAUAUUCAUACACAAAUACACGAGCAUGCAAUAAUCGAUAA
This is a messenger RNA of Vespa mandarinia (Asian giant hornet), 1224 nucleotides long. RefSeq names its product odorant receptor 13a-like. Lineage: Eukaryota; Metazoa; Arthropoda; Insecta; Hymenoptera; Vespidae. The record is from RefSeq and is a predicted model, not a curated record. Gene Ontology annotation, cellular component: plasma membrane. Gene Ontology annotation, molecular function: olfactory receptor activity; odorant binding. Gene Ontology annotation, biological process: sensory perception of smell; detection of chemical stimulus involved in sensory perception of smell.